UGAACAUGAGAGCAGGAAGUCAGAUCAAAGCGAUCGAGGACUGAAUGAAGUGAGAAUAGAAACUCGUCAAGUCGUCACGUUUAUCCUCCUACACCAUCUAAAUUCCCUUUUAACUCGGACAAGAUGGAUGACCGCUCUGGCGGUGAUGUGGAGCCCGCAGGGUCCUCACCCAAUACCGUGAUACUCGAAGCGGCCAAAAACAUGCCUAAAGGACCACCCAACAAAAAGCUGAAGCAGACAGACCUUCUGAGCUCCUUUCAACGGAGUCGUGAAAAGCAGACUGCCAGAGAUGAUGAAUCUGGGGAGACGUCACAUAAUGCUCAGGAAAGAAUGGCCUCAAUCACGUCAGACUCAGCAAGAGUUAUUAAGGAAGAGACGCCCUCAGAGAGUGAUCAUGCGCUGCAGCUGGAAAGGAUGAAUGAUUCGUGGGAGAAAGAUACUAAAGCAGGAAUGUCAAAAUAUGAUAUUCAGCAGAAAUCACAAAGGAAAAGCCACUAUAUCCAGUUCCGUUUCAAGCACAAUGAAUACGCAGUGACCUGCGACACAUCCAUGACUGUAUUCGAGGCUCUGAAUACAAGCAAUAUUUUCAAGAACAUUAAAAAGAAGAACAUGAAGAAAGAAAUGGUCAUUCAGAGACCCAAAGGACAAGUUCCUAGAGCGGCUGUGAAGACUGAUUUCCCCUGCUGUCUUAUUCAAAGUGAUGAGAUCUUAAACAUAACGUUCAUCAAUAAGGAUGGAAAUGCAUCUGCAGAGCAUAAGCCAACUGUAGAUAUUUCAAAUCCUGACUCUUUUGUCACUUUUUAUAUCCACACAACAGGAGGGGAGACAGUAAAACUGUUAAUGAAAAACAAGAAUCUGAGGCUGAAUGUUGAUGAUGUUUGUGUGUAUGCAUUCAAAGGAGAGGAUUUCUUAACUGCUCUUAGCCGUGAUGGACGAUUUAUUGAUGAUAUAUUCAAGAAAAUCUAUGCUCUCUGUGAGAUGGAUAGUGAGAAAAUCCAUGAAAUGUCAAACGAUGUGAAGCAUUUUAGUCAAAUGCAUUUUAAGGUAAUAUUUAUCAGUGACAUUGAUCAGCCAGAUACCCAAAAUGUCUUAGAUACUACCAAGACAGAAUCAGAUUCAGUCGCCUCAACUAGUACUUUGACAGAAAAUGUUGACCCCAGCCUCCAGCUUCCCAUCAACAACGAAAAAGAAAAAACCCGAAGGAGAAAGAGACCGCAAAAAAAAAAAGGUCCUAAAAGGGAGAUUCAAAAUUCCAAAGAGAUUCUGGGAAUUCUGCGUGCUCAGUUUAAAGGUUUAAUGGAGACGGUAAAGAAGCGAGAGAACCUAAAGAAAAACCCUGAGGUCCUGAAGUUCUUCAGAGAAGAAUAUCAUAAAAGUGUUGAGAAUUUUUCGGAGGUGAAGAAAGUGAAGCAGCUCAUGAGACUCUCUGACUCUGUGUGUCAGAUUCGAGUCGGGGGGGGCGCCGUAGGAACCGGCUUCCUACUCUUUGACAGAUUCAUCCUCACUAAUGCUCAUGUUAUUGGGAUAUCGACUGAGCUUACGCCAGAGAAUGUUGCACAGUACACAGCUGUAUUUGAUUAUGAAGACAUGGAUUUAAAGGUCAAGCGCAUACCAGUUAAACAACUCAUAGCUUUCUGUUAUGGGAAGGCUGACGGUGGCAUGCAUCUUGACUAUGCUCUUCUUGAAUUGGAUUCUGGUGAUGAAAUUGCAGAGUCUCCUAAAAUAGAUUCUGCUAAAGAAAUUGCUGUAUAUCCUGAAUUGCUCAGUAGUUACAGUCCAAACCCUCCUAACAAAGGUCAUAUCUGCAUUUUGGGACAUCCAGGAGAAGGGGUCAAGAAAAUGGACCCCUGCUUCAUCAUUGAGAGAGAGAAUCGACUGAAGGCUGCAGAUAAAAAUGCAUCUGUGAAUAAGCAUUUAAUUCAUGUUAUGAUGGAGGUGUAUAAGGAACAGAAAUGGGACUUUUCAGCACAUGAAAACAAGUUUACGUAUGAUUCUUGUUUCUUUCAUGGAUCUUCUGGCUCUCCAGUUUUUGAUGAACACUGCAAACUGAUUGGUGUGCACACUGGUGGAUAUAAGUACAACGAAGAAGGAACUAAAACUAGGAGCGUUAUGGAAUACGGCUUUACCAUGCAGCCUAUCCUGGAAUCCAUCAGUGCACAGGCUAAAAUAAAAGGUUUGCAUGAGAUCGUUAAUGCCUUAAAACCCUACAUCAGUAAAAGCAAAUCGUCUGAAGAUCAACAGAAUUCGACCGACUGUGAGAUGGUCGAUGCCGAACAGUCUUGAAUGAAUCUGUCCACCUUUUCACGAUGUCUGUCUUGCUUUUUUGGGAAGGUCUACAAAGUCUUUCAUUUUGAGAGACCUAAAAUAUAUGUUUUUUUCACUGUCAUUAUAGAGUUUCAAUUUAAAAAAAAAAAAUAAGAUUACACCAUUAUUUUUGACAAAUGUAAAGUCAUGCAUCUGAUUUGUGCAAAGACAGCAGAGCAGUGAACAUUAUUCAUUCGGCAGAGACUAAAGAUACAGUUUUUAUUUUUAUUGUUCAUUCUGUAUUGUAUUUUCUUUACAUUGUUAUUCAUACAUACUUGUGUAUUCAUAUGCUUUCAUUAACAUAUUCAUUUAACAAAUCUUUCACUCAUGUAUUCUUCUUUAUAUCUAUUGUUUUGGAUAAUGUUUUUACUUUACAUUUUGUUGAGGUUUUAUGCUGAUUUUACAUUGAUUUAUCUGAAUAUUUUUCAAGGCAAGCUUCCACAUCACUCAUCUCUGAAUCACACAAAUACAUCAAAUUAUUCACUGUAAUAUGAGACAAGAAUACACAGCUACAAUCAAAUGUGUAUCUCCACUACAGUAAAUACAUUUAGAAACAUUUAGAGUUUAUUAAAGGGGAAUUUCAGCAGAUCACUGUUCUUCAUGCUUUCAUGAUGAAUUUAGCAUUAGCAUGUACCUUGCUUGUGUGUGUUGUUAUUGAGUGUUGAUCAUGUUGAGAAGCUUCGAGGAUCUUCAGUUUGCUGGGUCUGGAAAAUUCUGUGAAUGUCCUAGAAACAAGAUAUAUAACUGAUUAA
This is a messenger RNA of Pimephales promelas (fathead minnow), 3056 nucleotides long. The record is from RefSeq and is a predicted model, not a curated record. NCBI's taxonomy places the organism in Eukaryota, Metazoa, Chordata, Actinopteri, Cypriniformes, Leuciscidae.